AUUGAGUCAGGCGGUAAGCGGUCAGUCUGGUGGAUGGCGCUCCAUCGAUCAGUCUCAGACAUGGUGGGAUCAAAAUCAUCACCAGUUUUAGUCUUUGCUCUUUAUGCUGCCUGCAUCUUUGGCCUACCUGAGCUUGCUCAAGCUCAAAAUGGAGCCAACGCUGUCACAGAUCCUGCUGAAGUAAGGGUUUUCAAUUCAAUAUUUCAAAAUUGGGGAAUCUCAGCACCAUUAGGCCAAUGGAAUAUAAGUGGGCAACCAUGCAGCGGAGCGGCCAUCGGCUCUUUCCCCACCAUCGAUGAUGGAGAUCACAAUCCCUUUAUCAAAUGCAACUGUUCAUACGACAAUGGCACUACUUGUCACAUUACGGCACUGAAGGUUUAUGCCUUGGAUGUUGUCGGUGUAAUCCCAGAAGAGCUAUGGACUCUAACUUUCCUCACCAAUCUGAAUUUGGGCCAAAAUUACUUGACAGGUAACCUGUCCGCAUCCAUCCGCAAUCUAACUCGCAUGCAAUACCUGAGUAUUGGCAUUAAUGCAUUAUCAGGGGAGCUUCCAAAGGAACUUGGAGAGCUUACCAAUUUAAUAUCAUUGUCAUUUUCAUCAAACAACUUCUCGGGCUCUCUGCCAUCUGAGCUUGGGAAUUUAGUGAAUCUAGAACAAAUCUACUUUGAUAGUUCUGGAGUUAGUGGUGAGAUUCCUUCCACAUUUGCUAAAUUACGAAACCUCCAAACCGUGUGGGCAUCAGACACUGAACUCACAGGCAGGAUACCUGACUUCAUAGGGAAUUGGUCAAAGCUUUCUGUCUUGAGGCUUCAAGGAAACUCUUUCCAAGGUCCAAUACCCUCAACGCUUUCCGAUUUGACUUCUCUGACUGAGUUGAGAAUAAGUGAGUUGUCUAAUGGGAGCUCUUCACUGGCAUUCAUAAAGGAUAUGAAGUCUCUAAGUAUCUUAGUGCUGAGGAACAAUAACAUUUCUGAUUCAAUUCCACCUAAUAUAGGAGAAUACCAAAAAUUGACACAGCUUAUUAUAUAUCUUUCCAGGGAUUUGAGCUUCAACAAUAUAGCAGGGCAGAUUCCGGACUCCCUUUUCAAUUUGAGUUUGCUCUCUUACUUGUUUCUUGGAAAUAAUAAGUUACAUGGCAUACUGCCUGUAAACAAAAGUGAGAAUCUUCUCAACAUUGAUUUGUCGUACAAUAAUAUAUUGGGAAGCUUUCCUGAUUGGAUCAACGAACAAAAUUUACAACUCAAUGUAGUUUCCAACAAAUUCACAAUAGAAAGUUUAAACAGCAGUGGUUUGCCUUCAGGAUUGAGCUGCCUACAACGGAGCUUUCCUUGCAAUCGAGGCCCUGGAAUAUAUUAUAACUUUGGAAUUAAGUGUGGUGGUCCUCAGAUUCCAUCUUUUGAUGGUAUUGUCUAUGAGAGGGAUAACGAGACACUUGGUCCAGCCACGUAUUAUGUGACCAACACAUACAGGUGGGCUGUUAGCAAUGUUGGAUAUUUCACUGGGAGCAGAAAUCCUCAGUACACAAGUACUUUGUUAACAGAGACAACUCGAUUAUCUGCUUCAUCAUUAAGGUACUAUGGCUUGGGGCUUGAGAACGGAAACUACACUGUAAGGCUCCAGUUUGUAGAAACAGCUUUUCCAGACACUUCCACAUGGCAAAGUCUUGGGAGGCGUGUCUUCGAUAUUUAUAUCCAGGGGAAUCUUGUUUUAAAGGAUUUUGACAUUAGAAGGGAGGCUGGUGGAGUCUCUAUGCAACCCGUUCCAAAGGUAUUUCAGGUCCAGGUAUCAGAAAACUACCUUGAAGUCCAUCUCUUUUGGGCUGGGAAAGGAACUUGCUGCAUACCUACUCAAGGUACUUAUGGACCUUCAAUUUCAGCCAUCAGUGCUACCGCAGAUUUUAGGGCCACGGUUAGUAACAAACCCCCAAGCAACAAGAAUAGGACUGGUCUGUACGUAGGUGUCGUUGUUGGUGCUGGAGUUUUAAGCCUUCUGUCUGUUUUUGUGGCUUUCUAUAUUGUUCGAAGAAGAAAACAGCUUCCAACCAAUGAUUAUGCGGAGCUCUUGGAAAUAGUUGUUAGAACAUUCACUUUCAGCUACGCUGAACUAAAGACAGCUACAGAAGAAUUUAGUCCUGCUAAUAAGCUUGGAGAGGGAGGAUUUGGACCUGUCUUUAAGGGAACACUUAAAGAUGGGAGAGUAAUUGCUGUGAAGCAACUAUCUGUAGCAUCACGCCAAGGAAAUAACCAGUUCAUAACUGAGAUUGCUACUAUAUCUGCUGUGCAACAAUGCAACCUUGUGAAAUUGAUCGGAUGUUGCAUUGAGGGAGAUCAAAGACUACUUGUUUAUGAGUUUCUAGAGAAUGGAAGUCUUGAUCAAGCGCUAUUUGGAAAAAGAAGUUUAAAUCUCGACUGGUCAACACGUUAUGAUAUAUGCUUGGGUGUAGCAAGAGGUUUAGCAUAUCUUCAUGAGGAGUCAAGACUUCGAAUUGUACACAGAGAUGUGAAGGCCAGUAAUAUCCUGCUUGACUCUAAUCUCAUCCCCAAAAUAUCAGACUUUGGCUUGGCCAAGCUUUAUGAUGAUGAAAAGACCCACAUAAGCACCCGCGUUGCAGGAACAUUUGGGUAUCUUGCACCGGAGUACGCCAUGCGUGGGCACCUUACAGAGAAAGCUGAUGUGUUUGCCUUUGGUGUUGUGGCUCUAGAGAUUGUUAGCGGGAGGCCAAAUUCUGACCCAAGCUUGGAGGAAGAAAAAGUUUAUCUUCUUGAAUGGGCUUGGCACUUGCAUGAAAACAACAGUGAAAUUGAUCUUAUGGACUCCACAUUAUCAGAGUUCAAUGAGGAAGAAGCAAAACGCAUGAUAGGAGUAUCUCUUUUGUGCACACAAGCAUCCCCAACGUUACGGCCGUCAAUGUCGCGUGUGGUGGCAAUGCUUUCAGGAGAAAUGGAAGUGAGCUCUGUGACUUCAAGGCCUGGAUAUUUGACUGACUGGAAUUUUGAUGAUGAAACCACCUUAAUGAGUGAUGUUGCGAACAAAGGAACCUCUGCAAGCUAUUACAACCCAUCAGCAAGUACAAGCAUAGUGGGUGAUGCAGAGAAUUCACCAGCAAAUGCUUCUAAACCCAUGCUCCAUGAGAUUAUCUAAGAGGGUAGGUGUUAGGUGAGAAUUGGUCUUUCUUUCUUUUCUUUUCAAACUUUGUAUAUUCUGCAAUUCCAGGCAUAAUAAUAAUAUUGGAGCUACUUGGAUUGUAAAAUAAAUUUUUCAUUUUUAUUUUUUCUCUGAGGUAUUGGCACCCUCCUUGCAUGUUAGUAUAGAGUGCAGACAUUAUGGCACUAUUCAAGAAAGCCUUCACACUGGGGUUAAAAGUACAAGUUUGUGUUCUAAUAAGCCCAUCUUCUGUCUGGAAAUUCUUUAACAAAUUGUUUGGAUGGAAAUGGAAUGGAUGGAACAGAGUGGGACUCCAUUUCUGUCCUCUGUUUAAUUAGAGCAUUUCCAGCAGGAGAGUUAAAUUUCUUCAAAAUAAUCAAAUUUGACUAUUUUUGCCUUU
Molecule: messenger RNA, 3544 nt
Organism: Alnus glutinosa
Lineage: Eukaryota; Viridiplantae; Streptophyta; Magnoliopsida; Fagales; Betulaceae
Product: probable LRR receptor-like serine/threonine-protein kinase At1g56140
Exons: 24
Coding region: 34-3141 (1035 amino acids)
Biological process (GO): protein phosphorylation
Molecular function (GO): protein kinase activity; ATP binding; protein binding
Source: RefSeq, a predicted model, not a curated record